This is a messenger RNA of Penicillium argentinense, 396 nucleotides long. RefSeq lists its product as uncharacterized. The coding region runs from base 1 to 396 and encodes 131 amino acids. Lineage: Eukaryota; Fungi; Ascomycota; Eurotiomycetes; Eurotiales; Aspergillaceae. The record is from RefSeq and is a predicted model, not a curated record. The transcript is spliced from 2 exons.
AUGGCUCAAAAUUCGAAUAAUUGUGGUCGUCACGACUUCAAAGUCAACGAUAGACUCAAUGUCCAAAACAGCAAUGUCGAACGUGAUGGAGCCGUACCAGAUGUACACUCCGAAUUUCAACAGCAUCACGGCAAGGGCGGUGCUUCCGAGAAUAACGAAUGCCCUCACAUUAGAGAGCAGAGGGCAGAUCCGACGAAUAACGGGGUCCGCGAAGACAUUGCCGCAAGUAAUCGAUUUAUGCCUCAAGCUGGCAAACCCGCGGGCGUAUAUAGCAAUCAAGAGGAGGGAUAUGCAUCAGAAGAGGCGCCUGAAGAAGACCGGCGCCGCAAAGAUAUUCCUGCCAGCAAUCGAUUUAUGCCCCAGGCUGGAAAGCCUACGGGAACAUCUUUACUUUGA